GUGAAAAGCCGACAACGAAGAGAAUCUUUAGGCCUAACUAAUCUCUCAUACUAUUUUAUUUAGAUCUAUUUGAAUUUAAAAGUUUGUUUAAAUGAUGGAGAAGGGUAUGAAAAUAGCCGAUAAACAUGGAGAGUCCCCCAACUCAAGCCAAGGAUCAUGCCAAUUAAUCUGUUUACAAAAGACGCACCCAUCAAUUUCUCUUCCAGACAGAGUGGCGGUUAUCGUUGGAAGAAGCCCUGACACAAAAAUCACAGAUCCAAGAUGUUCUCGAAAUCAAGUUGAAUUAACUGCCGAUUGGAAAAACCGUAAAGUGAAGGUCAAGCAGCUUGGAGGAAAUCCUUCAUCUGUUGAUGGAAAAGAUGUUUGUCAAAAUGAAGAAGCCAUCAUGACUAAAGAUUCAACUUUAUUUAUUCUCUCAGGUCAGUAUCCUCAUCAAGUUACUUUUACCAGUACAAGAAGUCAAAAAAGCUCUACAAAACAGACCUCUUCAGUGUCAGAAGUUGAAAAGGCCAAAUCUGUGGAUAAAAUUGAAAACCACUCAAAACCAUCUAAACGGCCUAGUUCUGAAAUAAAUUUAAGUGAUAGUAAAAAACCAAAACUUGAAAGUCCAAGCUCAAAUGAAAAUAAAAAGAAAUCUCAUAAAAGUAAAAAGUCUGAAGCACUAGACCAUGUAGUUUGUGAAGAGGAGGAUGAGGAAGCAAAAAUAGCUGCUGCCAAGCUUUCUCAAUUGAAACAUAAAGUUCAUUCAGAAAAAAACCAUCAACAUAGGGUGGAAGCCAAAAAAGAGAAAGAGUCUUCUUUAAAUACAUCAUCUUCUUCAUCUGGAAAAGUUUCAUCACCUCCAAAGCCAGCAGCAGAAGACUCUUGGAGUAGCCAUGAACAACUUUUUGUUUUUACAUCCAAAGGAGUGACGUCAAGAAGUAAGAUAGCCUCAUUUGAUUUAGAUGGAACAAUAAUAGUUACAAAGUCUGGUAAAACAUUCCCUACUGAUUCCACUGACUGGAAAAUUAUCUACCCUGAGGUGUUCAAUGAAUUAAAAAGACUGCAUGUAGAAAAAUAUAAAAUAGUAUUUUUCACAAACCAGCUUGGUGUUAGCAAAGGCAAAACAAAAAUUGAGGAUUUAAAAGAAAAAGUACAGAAUGUUGUAAGCAAAUUACAAGUUCCUGUACAAGUUUUUAUAGCUACCCAUGAUGGAGAGUACAGAAAACCAAAUGAUGGGAUGUGGGAAAAAUUAAAAUCUGGAUAUAACAACAAGCUGGAUAUUGAUGUUAAAUCUAGUUUUUAUGUUGGAGAUGCUGCGGGAAGACCAAAAGACUGGGCACCUAAGAAGAAGAAAGAUUUCUCAAAUAGUGAUAGACUGUUUGCACUGAAUAUUGGUUUAUCAUUUAAAACACCUGAAGAGUUUUUUCUAAAUCAGAAGCCAGCACCAUUUAACAUGCCUGAGUUUGAUCCUAGAACAUUGAGAAAUGAUACUCCUCUCAUUUCUAGCAAAAGCCAGCUCACAAAGAGUGGAAAAGAGAUAAUUGUGCUAGUAGGACUACCCUCAAGUGGGAAAUCAUAUUUUGCUAAUGAAAUUUUGAAGCCUAAAGGUUAUGCAGUAGUGAACAGAGACACUCUUGGCACUUGGCAAAAGUGUGUAAAAAUGGUAAACCAAUCACUAGUCAACUCCAGCGUUGUUGUUGACAACACUAAUCUAUCAAAGGAGGAGCGCCAGAGAUAUGUUGAGUCUGCAAAGAAUGCCAAAGUGCCUUGUAGGUGUUUUGUGUUAACAACUUCUGUUGAACAUUGUAGACACAAUGAAAGAUUUCGUCAAAUGACUGACAAGUCUCACGCUAAGAUAAACGAGAUGAUAUUUAAUAAAGCCAAGUCCAAAUAUGAAGAACCAAAUACAUCUGAGGGGUUUACGGAAAUCUUACAGAUUAAUUUUGUGCCAAAAUUUUCAUCCCCAAGCUUGGAGGCGAAAUAUAGAAAAUUUUUACUAGAGAAAUAAUUAAAAAAUAAAAUUUAAAAAAUAAAAAAGGUUCACAAUUAUAUUUCUUAUGCUCCUUCACUCAUCAUAAACUUCUAUCAUGUUGUAAUUUUAAAAAUCUUGUUUACAAACUAUUCUUAAUUCUUUGUGUGAUACAAUGCAAAUAGAAGUAUACAAUUGUUAAUGUUCUCUCGUGCCCAAAUAAAAUCUGUCGAUGACAUCAAUA
Physella acuta is the source of this 2195-nucleotide messenger RNA. Its product is annotated as bifunctional polynucleotide phosphatase/kinase. Lineage: Eukaryota; Metazoa; Mollusca; Gastropoda; Physidae. Gene Ontology annotation, molecular function: protein binding; double-stranded DNA binding; ATP-dependent polydeoxyribonucleotide 5'-hydroxyl-kinase activity. Gene Ontology annotation, biological process: DNA repair. The record is from RefSeq and is a predicted model, not a curated record.